CGCUGUCCGAUGGCUUGAAAACGGGGAAUAACUGUGGACCACAGCGGAUUUAUUGCGCUACGGAAGCCGAGAGGAGCGAGCCGGCGGUCACAGGAGCAGACGAGACGUCUCCACUGAGGAAGAUAAAGCACCGUUGAGUGAAACUCUUGCCUUUUUGUGUGUGUUGGUUUGCGGGUGCAGACCCGGACACCAGACAACACGGAGACAGACUGAAGUACCAGAUCCGCCGCGACACCGGCGGGCGAACUUGGCUUCUCUACCCGGUGGGAGGUGUCCGUCUGUCGGCUGCGGCUCGCUGCACGUACCGCUCGCUCACCGUCACGCUGUUGGGACCUUUUUUCUUCUUCUUCUUCUCUUCUCCAAGAUAAGCUCAUUGCUGAGUUAUGUAUUUGUAAAUAGCUUUUUUGGGGGGUGGGGUUUCGGGGGUUUUCGGUAACCAACUGUGACUUUAAUGUGACGCACUAAACUGACAUGUGUGCCGUGCCGGAGCGGACCCCCACUGCAGAGGAGUAACAGGCUGCUAAAUCAAGUUGUUCCCUUCGGGUCUGCGGCUCACACGGAUGUCAGAGUGACAAGGGCACAAGCGGAUCAAGCCGGGCCAGGCUAGGCCUACCUAACCCUCUGUCUGGCCUUACCAGAAAGGUCAGCGACCUCUCCAGGGAGUCCCGAGGAUUGGGGGCUUCAGCCUGUUCUUCCAGAAACUUCCCCAGACCUCCACGCCGAGCUGUCACGGACCGGAUUCCAAUCCCGUUUAGUUCCACCAGCCUGUGGGUGGCCGUACUGGUCUGUUGCAGCUCCUCCCAUGUCUUGGAUGUCCCUCUCUGGAUGUUGGCAACAAGAUGGAUUCGGGUGUUAAUUUGACGCUUGUCACCUCAUUGCAGUGCUUGCAUCCCCCCUCCUUUGACUGGAUUUCACCCCUUCCCUCCCCAUUCUUAAAGCGAAAGCUCCUUCCUCUAUCCCGGGGCUUCCCUGGGCCCCGUGCAGAAGGACCUUGUAGGAACCGUCGCUUUUCGCGUUGAGACGGUUGACCGAGCAAAGAGGAAGUGGAGUUACCCUCCGUUUUUUCCCCUUUUUCCAGGAAAUUCAUCGGCGGAUGGAGAGCUUUCCGUUUGAAAAAGAAGCGUGCUAGGAGAGAAUUGUUCCCGCAGUAACCGAGCUCGCGCAGGUCGGUCCGAUUGCCCACGAAACAGAAGUCCUUAUUUAAACAAACAGAAUCCUGUUUUGUGGUCUGAGCCUCGGGGGAAAGGAUGUCUGAAAGCAGCAGCAGCAGCAAAGCGGUCAUUUUCAUGGCCCCGGCCCCCCCCCCUCCGUCUGCCGCUCCCUGUCCAUCAUCCCAGACCCCCCAUAAGAAUGUGAACGGCUCUGCCAGUUCAGACAUGCUCGCGGUGGAGGACCUCGGCGUGCACCCCGAGGUCCAACGGCGGCGCCACACCAUGGACCGAGACGCCAGAAUAGCCGAGCACCGCUUCUUCCGCCGAAGUGUCAUCUGUGACUCCAACGCCACGGCGUUGGACCUGCCGAGCAAAGCCGCCGUGAUGCUCGCCUCGCCGCCGGACUUCGAAGGGCCCCCCGACUUCUUCCUUCUGCAGCCCCCGGGUCCCGGGCCGCCGGACGCCGAAGGCGGGGAGGUCCCGCGAGGUCCCCACGCGCAAAGCGCCACCCUUCAGCUCGUCGGGGCAGUCGCCGAGCUCCGCGUAGAAAAUGCCGAGGCAGAUUCAGGCGAGGUCGGUAUCGCGGUUGCCGGUCCCACCGUCGGCGGUAGUGUUCAAGACCCCAGCGGAGCAGACGGGGCACUGAAAGAGUCCGCCCCGACGGCAUCGGAUGCCGCCGGCAAAACGGCGGGCGAACCGCCCGACGUCACACUGAGCCCCGGACGGUCAAAGGACCCGCAGCAGGCGGCAAAGGACGGAAAGGCGACGGAGCGCGCGGACGGGGGUGGCGUCGGCAGUCCGGCCGAGGGGAAAGAUAAGGAGACGGAGGAGGAGAAGGAGCUGGCGAAAAUCCGGGCCCAGCAGAGGGAGGCGGAGAAACGAGUGCAAGAGGAUAUCGAGGAGGUGGAGACGAAAGCUGUGGGCACGUCGCCAGAGGGGCGCUUUCUGAAGUUUGACAUUGAGCUUGGAAGGGGGUCCUUUAAGACGGUGUACAAGGGGCUGGACACGGAGACGACCGUGGAGGUGGCGUGGUGCGAGCUCCAGGAUCGAAAGCUGUCCAAGUCGGAGCGCCAGCGCUUCAAAGAGGAGGCCGGGAUGUUGAAGGGUCUCCAGCAUCCUAACAUUGUCCGCUUCUAUGACUCCUGGGAGGGGCCAUGCAAAGGAAAGAAAUGUAUUGUUCUGGUCACGGAGCUCAUGACAUCUGGCACACUGAAAACCUACCUGAAGCGUUUCAAGGUGAUGAAAAUCAAGGUCCUGCGAUCGUGGUGUCGGCAGAUCCUCAAAGGCCUCCACUUCCUGCACACCAGAGUGCCGCCCAUCAUUCACAGGGACCUGAAAUGCGACAACAUCUUCAUCACGGGACCCACGGGCUCGGUGAAGAUCGGGGACCUGGGCUUAGCCACGCUCAAGAGGGCUUCCUUCGCCAAGAGUGUCAUAGGAACCCCAGAGUUCAUGGCUCCGGAGAUGUACGAGGAGAAGUACGAUGAGUCGGUCGACGUCUACGCCUUCGGGAUGUGCAUGCUGGAGAUGGCGACCUCGGAGUACCCGUACUCUGAAUGUCAAAACGCUGCCCAGAUCUACAGGCGGGUGACGAGUGGAGUUAAGCCUGGCAGUUUUGACAAGGUAGCCAUUCCUGAGGUGAAGGAAAUUAUAGAGGGCUGUAUCCGAACAAACAAGGAUGAGAGGUAUGCGAUCAAGAUCCUGUUGAACCAUGCGUUCUUUCAGGAGGACACGGGGGUCAGGGUUGAACUGGCAGAAGAGGAUGAUGGGGAAAUGAUUGCCAUCAAACUUUGGCUCAGGAUAGAAGACGUGAAGAAGCUCAAAGGCAAAUACAAAGACAACGAAGCCAUCGAGUUCUCCUUCGACCUGAACAAGGACGUCCCUGAAGAUGUGGCUCAGGAAAUGGUUGAGUCCGGCUACGUGGCUGAGGGCGACCACAAGACCAUGGCCAAGGCCAUCAAGGAUCGCGUGUCGUUGAUCCGGCGGAAGAGAGAGCAGAGGCAGCUGGUGCGAGAAGAACAGGAGAAGAGAAAACUUGAGGCUGAACAGCUACAACAACAACAACAACAACAACAACAGCUACAGCUACAACAACAACAUCUGCAACAACAGCAGCAACAACAACAGCAGCAGCAACUGCAACAACAGCAGCAACAACAGCAACAACAACAUCAAGAGACACUCAAAGCGUCUCACUCACAGGUAGAAGCGGAGGAGGCUGAAGCGGAGCAGCAGCAGCUUCUCUAUCAGCAGACGGGCAUCUCACACACACCUGAAGGAGGUCUGGACAGCGGCCAGGGCUCCUCGGUUUUCUCCUCAGACUCCCCCCACCUGGGGCAGCUGUCCAUGUCUUACAGCAGCUCCCACUCCCCCCAUCCCUCCUCCCAGCCCCAAACCCCGUACCCCUCCACCCCCUCUGCUAACCCGCAGCAGCACCCCGGCUACGGCCAGCCGCCGCAGCCAAUGCAGCAUUCAAUGCCACACCCCUACAGUGGAGGAGGAAGCACAGGAGGAGGAGGAGGAGGGAGCAUCCCUCUCCAAACUCUCCCAGACCCCUCGACUAUUUUCUUCCCCUCCAUUCCUGAGCGUCCCAUUUCCUUCUCGCCUCCUCCCACUGGGCCUCCUAAGGCCUACAACACCCAGAGACGCAAGAGCACGUCCAUUCUCGAGGCACAUACCCGACACUUCCAGCCCGCCUAUCCUCGCUACGGGAGCAGCCUGCACCCCUUUUCUGGGAUGGAGGGUGUCGAGACGCCCUCCGUCUUCAUGGUAAAUCCCGGUUUCGCAGCAGCCGCUCAAAGACUUGGUGUCGGCGAGCCGCUGCAUCUCCAAGGACAAUCUGACCCGAGCUUAUACGGCUAUAAAGACAUGAGGGCGGAGCAUGCGGAAGCAGUGAGGAGGUUAAGUCUCAAUCAAGCUGCCUUAUUGGACCAUUAUGAAGCCAUGGCGUAUGGAGGAUACCCAAUGACUGCACACCAGCUCGGCCACUUGAGCUUCCAUCAACAGAGGCAAGCCGCAGCCGCCGGUUUUGGCUUUGAUCCUGUUCCUCCGCCUCAGCCGGGGUUCUUGCACCAACACCUCAUGCAAAGAAUGAGUGCACACAGCCCUAUCCCGCCGCUGUUGGCCCCCAUGAGUGCGCCCUCUUCGUCCGACGGAUGCUAUCUCCCGCCACAGCACGCCUCCUCGUCGGCUUUCCCGAUUUCUGCCCCUCCAGUGAUGUCUGAGGCGGCACCGCCGACCGGAAGUGUUUUUGAGUUCCAUCUCGCGGCAGCCGCUGCGGCCGCUGCUGCCGGCGACCCGAGCCUCCUAGCAUCCAGACUGUACCGGGCCAGAAGGAGCUCCAUGGACCUCCCUCUAGAGGACAACACUGGAACUGGAUCAGGCGGCUCAGGCACGUACAGCCGCCUUCAGCCGGUGACAGAGGAGCUGUACGCAUAUGCCAGCCCCGAGCUCCCCUUGCCUCCAGGAAGUCUUCUAAUUCACCACAUCGGCGUCGCCGCAAGAGACCGGAGCCCGGAGCGUUCCAGUGACUCGAUGGCCUCCUCCGAUGCCGGGGAGUUCCAGUCACCUCCUCCCCCUCCUCUUCUGCCUGCCUUCGACUCCUCCGCUGCUCAGUUCAUCCCUCACUCGUCCUCCGCUGCGCUCUACGAUUCAUGCGGAGGAGUGUUCCCCAUAGAUUCCCAGGGACAUCCACCGUCCAUGCAGAGCUUUCUCCCUGCCACUCCCUCCACCGAGCCUGGGGGGGCAUCAUCCAACCAGCUGGAGUCUCUGAUCCAGAGCGCCUGGGCUCGGCAUGGAGGGGUUUUACCAGCCCAACCCGAUAUGACAUACCAUGAGUCAUUGCUGGCCAUGCAGGCCGCUAACCCCACCCUGCUACAGGCUCAGACUCCCACCCCCCAGUCCACUAUGGGACCACCUCUGCUCCCCCUGACCACCCACUCAGCUCCCCCUGGGAACCCCAAACAGGCUGUUUCAUCCAAUCACAGCAUUACAUCAGUUCAGAGCCCCACACACACACCUCUGCCACAGGCGUCUUCCCAGCCCAGCUUAACUCCAUCUUCCGUUUCCUUGGUGCUGCUGCCCUGUCCGUCCCUCCCUGUUGCCAUGCCGACAGCGGUCGUGGCUUCCCGCCCCUCUCCUCUGCCACUCCCUGUUGGGGUGGUGCCUACUAUUGUUUCUCCUCCUCCUCCUCCUCCUUCUCCUGUGCCCAUACUUGUGCAUCAGCCGUUGGCCACGGUGGUGCCAAUCAUCAGUGUAGUCACCGCCCCGCCUGAUACUCCCAUGGAAGCCCCGCCCCAGUUUUCAGAGCUGUCCCAGUCCCAACUACAGCCACCUCAAGUUCUCUCAUCCAUAGAGAGUGGCCACUCUGAGACUUCAGGUCUGAGUGACGGCAACGAGGGAGGAGGAGGUCGCCAUGAAGGGCGCUCCACCAAGCGGCAUCAGAGACGAUCUGUGCGAAGCCGAUCACGCCAUGAGAAGACCUCAAAGGCGAAACUCAACGUCCUCAAUAUCUCCAACCGAGGAGAUAGGGUAGCAGAGUGUCAGCUGGAGACCCAUAACAGGAAGAUGGUGACUUUCCGAUUUGAUCUGGAUGGAGACAACCCUGAAGAGAUCGCGCAGAUCAUGGUCCAGAGUGAGUUCAUCCUGGAGAGUGAGAGGGAGUCAUUCAUUGAGCAGGUCCGAGAGGUGAUCGAGAACGCAGAUGAGAUGGGUCUGGAGAGAGACUCAAACAGCCAGAUGGCGGGGGAUUUGGCGCAGCAGAUUCCUGCUAUAUCGGUCCCCAUGCCAGACAUCACUCCCAGUGCAACAGCACAAGUGGUCCAUUCAGCAGGUCGGAGGUUCAUCGUCAGCCCAGUGCCGGAAGCCAGGCUGAAGGAACAAAUGUUGCCCCCACCUCCUUCUCCUGCCCAUGCACCUUCUGUUGAAACAGUUCCUCCAUCUUCGGCUCCAUCUCAGACUCCAUCCCAAGGAAUUGGGUUGUCCCAGUCUGCUGGAGCAGUCAGCUUACAACAGGCCUUCUCUGAGCUCAGACAAAACCAGUUUGACGCCGGACCCAGUACCGCCCCGGCUUCGAUCCACUCCACCCAUCCUCUCCUGCAGCCUGCAGCAGGUUCUGUCCCUUCACAGGCCAACAUAGUCACUCCUGCUGUGGAGGCUACGGCUGGACUCGUCCCUUCUAAUAUGAACCAGGGACAGGAGCCGGCCUCAGAUGCCUCUCUUCCUCCCCCGUCCUGCUCCUCCACCACCUCCUCUACGCCCGCUGUCUGUCCCAGCCCCACCUGUUCCUCCUCCCCUCCUCCGACUGUGGUAAAUCAGUCCAUCCUUCAGUCACAGGUAUUACCACAGCUGGGGGUACAGGCUGUGUCCCAACCCCAAGGACAGGUGCAGGUCCUGGGCCAAGCACAGCCCCAGCCCCAGCUGUUCACCCAGCCUCAGUCUCAAGCUAUCACGUCAGUACCCUCCACCUUCCCACCUGCCAGCAUCUCCAGCAUGACCCCAACAACGCUCACCUGCCCUCCUGCUGCCCAGCCUCUUCCUCCUGUAUCCUCUCCUCCCUUCUCCACUCUUCCACCCAGUGAAGUCUCCUCCGAUCAUCCUUCAGUCUCUCCCACCUCCUCCUCUACUCCGUCCUUCUUCUCCUCCGUCACCCCCACCACUGCCAUCCCACCCAGCCCCCAGCUCGCUCCCUCUGCCGCCUCCCACCCCAUCCACACUCCCCCCUCCUCCACUGUGGGGCUUCAGCCGGUGACCACCAGUGCUCCCCCAGUCCAACCAGCCGUGGUCCACUCCCAGCCGCAGACGCACACGCACUGUGGGGAAUGCGAUGCCCGGUGCGAGGCCUUCACGGAGUCACAAGGCAAACCGGACGACAUCCAAGCUCUGGAGAAGAAGCUGCGGUCUCUCUUCAUGGAUCUCGGUGGAGGGGUGCCGUCCACCCAGGGGGACAUCUCGGCUGCUGACCCUGCCUCUGGAGCCCAUGCGGCAGGGACCUCGUCCCCAAAGGGCCCCUGCUCGACCUCCGGCACAUCUGUCACCACGCCUGGCUCCAGUCAGCCAGCCAAUCCUCCUCAGACCCACUCCGGCCUGUCACUUGGGCCACCUCUUCCCAUCCAGGGCCUUGAAACACCUAUCUCCAUCCCUGCACCGAAUGUUUCUACAAUCAUCCCUGCUUCUUCCUUUGGCCAGACCACUCCAUCCAAACCCUCUUUAUCCAGGACAGUGGCCAGUUCUCCUUCCUCAGAACUCCCGCCAUCCUUCCCUGGAUCUUCUCUAAUACAGUCCCAGCAGCCUCUGGAGGACCUGGAUGCUCAGUUGAGGAGAGCAUUGAGCCCAGAGGCCCUUCCUGUCAGCACACACACACAGACGUCUCACGGUGGCGUACCUUCAGCGGGACAACCAAUUCCCUUCUUUCUGGAUGAAGCAACUGGGUUGUCUUCUGGUCCUCCUCAUCCUUCAGGUGGAAUCAAACUGGGAAGAUUUCAGGUCUCGUUGGCUGCUGAAGCUGCUCCUGUCCAACGACCAGCUUGCACUGAAUCUUCCUCCACCUCCUCCUCCUCCUCGCCUUCUUCCUCGUCGUCCUCCUCCAGUCUCUCCAGCCCGGAGAAUACACUGCACAAGGAUUUCUCAUCCCCUCUGAGAAGGGGAGGAGGAAAAGGAGGAGAUGUCGUGGACGGACUCCCCCAACGGACUCUGGGAGUGUUACACCACCCCUCCCCCAUCUCCUCCCCCUGCCCCUCUCCAAAGCCCACCACUACCAUCGGACGCUUCCAGGUUACCACCAACCCAGAAGCCUGUGUUGGUAGAUUCUCAGUCACUCGUGCCCAGGAGCAGGUCCUUGUGUCCAGGCUGACUCCUCCACCCGCUGCCCAGGCUGCUAAUGGGCCCAGUAAUUCGGGGCAGUUUUUGAGUCCGGACUCUGCUCAUAAAGCCUCGCUGCCCAGUCUGAACAACAACUCCUUUAACAACUCCUACAUUAGCAGUGACAACGACUCCGAAUUUGAGGAUGACGACUUCAAACUGGAAGUCAGCCACCUCAGAGAAAAGCACAUGCGUGAGAUUCAGGCCCUGCACUCCCGUCAGAAGGAGGAAAUAGACGGUCUCUUCACGAGGCUGGGAAAGGUCCCUCCAGCUGCAGUGCUCCCUCCAGUUUUAGGCUUGACUGGCAGGAGGAGACGUCCUACCAAAAGCAAAUCCUCCAAAUCCUCCAGAACCAGCUCCAUGCACAGCAGCAAGAGUCCUUUACAGCCAGGCAGCACUUUAUCCGCCCAGAGCGUCCCCGCCAUGUACCCCGGCCCGCUGACUCUGCUCGCCCCCGGAGGGUUAGCCGAGUCGUGCAGCAGUACGCUGCUCCGGCCACUCACACCGUCUCCCUCCGGCAACAACUUGUGCUCGUCCUACACCAGCGAGGCGGCGCUCUCUGUGCCCAGCCUGUGUGCUCCCACCCCAGGCUGUAUAAAGUUCAGCUGGGGUUCGGAGCGUUUGGCCUUCAAACCUGGCGGCAGGAGGACGCGCUUUCUGAGUACGCCCUGCUUGGCUCUUUGGAAGAUGGUGAAAAAAGUCUGCCCCUGCAACCAGCUCUGUAGGACGAAUAGCACCAAUGCAGUGAGCGGUUCAGGUGGUUUGGGCCAGAGCCAGGUGGGUUCUCAAAGUCUGCCCGCCAACAUGUCAGCCCCCCACCAGAGGAAAGGAACCUUCACCGAUGACCUCCAUAAGCUGGUGGACAACUGGGCCCGAGACGCCAUGAACCUCUCACAGGGGAAGAGGAGUGCCAAACAGCUGCAGCCGGCCCCAGCACAGGGACACAGCUACGAGGUCAUCCAGUCAGCCAGCCUGAACAGGAAGUUCUCCGCUCCCAGCCAGCUGUGUCCCAGCAGCAUUGGAGGUUCAGCCCACCUCCCCACAAACUCCACCACCGCUACCUCUCUGGCCACCCACAAGGGCUCCCUGUGCCACCCCCCUGCCUCCUCCACCCCACCCCAACCUCCCCAGUUCAUCCACUACCCCCCCACUGCUGCCUACAGUGCACAAUGGUCCGGUCCGGCUCACGGUCUGUCAAACCCACAGCCUGGGCCUCUACUGGUCAGCACCUCCCAGCCGCUGGGCCCCUACCCCGCCACGGUUGGUGGGCAGGGCCAGAUUCCCGGUCAGGGGCCGCUCCAGGCUUUCCAUCUGACCAACUCUCACCAGAAGUCCGUCAGCAACCCGGGAGGACCCAACAUGAGGACCACGUAGGACCGGGGGAGAAGGCCGGUUUGAAUCCCGGCCGACUGGACCGGACCGGUGUUGAACAGAGUGUUCCGGGGCCUGAUCGGCUUGGAGAGGAUGGAGGAACCAGAGCGGCGUGGAGAGCGAGGCGUUGGAAGGGACAGAAGCUGACCGCUUCAAGAACAGAAAAGAUCAAACAGGGAAUGAAGAGGAGCGAAGAAGAGUGCGUCGAGGCCAAUAAAGUGUGUCGUGAUGCAUCUCACCUCUGCAUCCAUCCACGUGUGUGUGUGUGUGUGUGUGUGUGUGUGAGAAGCAGUCACGGGAUCUCCAUUUGUUUGACUGGGUGUGUGUGUGGCAGGCAGCCGCAUGCUCAAGGAUAAAGGAAAAGACUCGUGAGAGCAACGUUAAAAGGCCAAAGAGAUGUUGACAGGGAGCGGGAUUGCCGUUAAAUACUGUUGGUGUGUGAGGUGUCGUGUAUGCGCACUUCAUGCCGAGUAUUAAGAUGAUCUCGAGCGCUUGUAGACGAGAAUAACAGGCAAAAAAUGCAGUUGUCGCUCUAUAAAAGGUGCCUGGUGGAUGCAGAGGGGAGCGUGGCUGGCCACUGGCGGGUUUCAUCCAGCAAUGUAAGCUCAAAAGGAAGGAUGCACCGCAGCAGGUCAACGCUUUAAUAUCAGAUGAGAGGGUGGUCAGGGUGGUCGGGAAGUGUUUUUUUUCUUAAGUAUUCAGAAUUUGGAAAUGUUCCUCAUUUUAAAGCACAAAAGAAAAAGAAAAACCAGAACAAAUCCAGGAUUUAAACUCCGGAGCCGAGCAGCGACAGCUCCUCCUCCUCCGCUGCCGUCUGUGUCUUGUUCUGACAAACAGACGGAGGAGAGACCGGCGGUCGGCGAGGGAGAGGAACAGAGAGAGCACCUCGCCUCGUUCCCCGCGACUCCGGCACCGACCGGACCAAGACGGCCGCGUGAAACACCUCCGUCACCAUCACGACUCCACCUCUCCCUCCGUCCCUCUCUCCGCCUCUCUGUUGCCAUUCGAAGCAAUAACAGCAGAAAGCUUCUAGAGCAGCCCAAACAAGAGAGAACUCCGUGUGAAAAAGUGGCCUUGUUAACAGAAUAAUAUCAGAGUCCCUGUACAGUUUGUGUCUCUGUUUAUUUUUUAGAAUGUCAGCCAUGAUGAUUCCAUUUUGUUGUUUUAUUUUGGUUUUUGUUUCGUUGGGUUUGUUCUGCUUGCUGCCCCCCCGGCUAGCAAUCUGACACACACACACACACACACACUCGCAGUGCAUGAGACAUUCACAGAAACACACACAACCAGAUUGAUGUAAAUACACACACACAUUGUUGGAGGCGUAGCAGCCGUUCUACACACACAUCCACGGACUAAUGCCUCGGUCGUGUGCGUCUCCAUUCGGGUGGUUUCAACGCGUGUGUUGGAAUGAUUGCAAUGUACAUUGUUGUUAAUGAUAAUUAUUCUAUUUAAAUUGAAACUAAGAAACGUGUUCUGUCGAUGGACCCGUUCUACGCGCUCAUCGGAGUACGAUGUGGAAACACUGUGAUGAUCGUUGUUUAUUCUUCGCGAAUGUUGUUGGACGACAUUAGUUUUAGGGUGAAAUAUCACAAAUUAAAGAAAUGUCAAAAAGGCAGACGGAGGACGGUUCGGGGGUCCUUUCACUUUCAGUUCACUGCUUUCAGCGAAAUGUGAACAUUGAGAACACUUCUCUUCAAGAAUGGGCCAAACGCCUUACCGACAACCGACAACCCGCAGCUUCAGUUCCUUUUUCAGAACCGAUUGAAUUGAAAGUCGAAACUGACCUCCGAGCCUGAUUACAAGUGAACGGCAGGAUAGUUGAUAUUUAGAUCAUAAAGUCACGCUCGCUAUUCUUUUCUUUUCUUAAUACAGUACUUAUAUAUCAGACACUUUAAAUCGCCCUCCGCUCCCCUUUCCUCCCAGGUUGUGUGAGAUGAAUGUGAAUGUAUAAACCGAUGGUGUCCAUUUUGAUGUACUUGAAAGAACAAAAACAAAAAAAAUGUCUUUCUAUUUUUGCUCUUUCGCUUCCCCCGAGCUUCCGGUAAAUACUGGAGGAACUUACUAGUGCCUUGCCUCCUUCCUGUUGCUCGUUUCUUUCGGGGGGACUCGGGUCAAGGUAAGCACAUGUGGCAGCCGGCGUGGAGACGUUUGGGUGGUGUCACUUUGAAGUCUGAGCUGGAGCGAACGGAGCAGCCGGUCGGUGCAGACGCCGUGUGCUCGACAGCUGGCGUGUGGUUGAUUUUGAUUUCAACUCGAGUGCGUUUGCCCCAAAAAGUAAAAGUCGUUCCACAGCUUUGCUCCACGAAGUGACGGAGAGGCGAAGUGACCCCCGACUCUGCUGCCCUCUAAGCCGAUGAGAUUGUCCACUUGGGAUGGAACGAGGUCGGUGUUGUUUCUGUGCGCGAGGCCCGUUACGCCACCAACAUGAUGCAAGGUGGAGGGAACUGGAGGGUUUAUCAGUGACGUUUUAUUUUCAGGGUUUUAAAUGUAGAUAUCGAAUUGGAGGAAGUUGAACGGGAAUACUUUUUCCCGUUUUUAGGAGGAGGUUGAUUGAAGAUUGUAUUUGAAGCUUGAACCCCUCUGGGUUUUCGAGAGCGGCGUAAAGUCAGCAGAGGUCACAUUCGUAGUGUGGAUGCGGCUCCACUGUAGUGGGGGUUGUGUUCCUCCCAAUCCCCUAAAGAUGUUUCAACCAAGCACAGAUCAAAGAACUGGUGAAAGACAAAUGUUUGACUUUGCGUGUCUAAAUGUUGAACUCCCGGUCCAUCACGAGGUCGGUCCGUUGAAGCGGGCUGAACAGGAAUGUUGGUCCUGCUCUGAAAGUCCAGUUGACUUGUAGUGAGAGUGACCACCAUCAGAUUCUGAUUCAAAGCCCGCUGAUUCCUGAUUGGCGCGAUCCAACUGAGCCGAGAAGAGAACCGAGAAACAAAGAAAUACAGAAACCGCUAAAAAGUAAAAUAACGUUGGCAUGAAACGUUGUUUUCAUAGGACGCCGUCGCUCAUCGUUAGAAGCUAAUUGCUCCUCUAAUGCAAACCGUUGUUUUCCAACUAGGAAAGACACCGGCUCGCUCAGCAUUUAAUACAAACAUUUACAAAGCCAGCCGAACUCGACCGUCUUCUGAACCGAGUCGGUUGGGAACGCCUCCGUAUCUGAGAACCGAAAACAUUCAGGCAUUGAGACAUCUUUGAGGGCAGAAGAGCUGGCGGUGGAGGUGGCGGUGGGACUGACUGGGAACACUGGUGGCGGUGGUGAUGAUGGAAGUGAUGAUAACGGUUUUCCAUUCCCUUGACGCCCUGUUUGGUUUCCUCUUUUCAUUUGUCCGUGCUAAUGGGACAAACUGACAUUCACUUCUCACGUUGCCGUGGGGGUCCCUGUUCGCACGUCAACGGUCGCCGUUCAUUUUUUCCAUUUUUUCCCCUUUUGUUCUGGAAUCCCUUAAAAACAUGAACGGGUUAUUACUCUGUACAAACACAACCCGUUGCUUCUGCUCAUUGAUUGGGGAUAUUUUCUACAACAUUUGUAUCGCUAGGCAGGUUUGGUUGAAGCUGUGAAUACUCAUUGAGCCACUUUUAGUUCUGGUUAUCAUGAUCUGUUGAAGUCAAACCUUUAGCGAUGCCUCCAACUUAGCGCCACGUCGCUUGUUUGUUUUUUUUGCCAGUGGAGUGAAAACGCCAGAGCUAAAUAAUAAAAACUAAAUUCUGUGGGUUUUUUUUUUACUGCUUUCACUCACUGGAGCUGUUUUUAGUUGCCAGGUAUCACUCUGGAGCUCCAGCCUCAAAUAAUUUCACAGUAGAGUUUUGAUCAUAUUUUGCUGUGUCUCUACUACAUCAUGACUAUGAAAGAAACUGCAGUGACUACAAUGCAAUAUUAUUUAAAGUUACAGUCUGCUGUCAAGCUGUGAGGUCACAGUUUGAUUGGACGGUUUUGUCCCCCGCUGGAGGACUCCUCUUUCUUUUUUUCCUUCUUUUUUCCACCUUUACAUUUAAACAGUGGGUGCAAUUGUUGUGAAGUUUAAUUUAGAGUUGUGGUGGAAGGACUCUUACUGUGAAAGGCUGGAGAGUUAUCCAGUGUGGGCGCACUCAUUGAGAAGUUUCCUGAAGAUGAAGUGGGAAAGUAGGAUUCUUUUUCUGAUGACACACACACACACAUUUGGUAGCAAUACUUGUUUCAGACUUGCUCGCAUUAAACUCAGCUUGUGUGUACACAGUUUGUGUCUGUUUAGCACUUGCUAACAUUAAUGCUUUUUACUGUAGUGCCCACGUGUAAUAAAAAUAAAUAAAUACAGAAAUAAAAAAGCCUUUUAAUGCACCAACAGAUCCAGACACACACACACACACAGCUCGAUUCAGUGCAUCUCCUCUCUGUUUCCUGUAGCUUGCUCUUGUGGAAUGAUGUCGAGUCUCAAGCCCAGCGACAGUUUCUCUGUUCCUGAAAACAACGUUCUCAACACGUUAAAAGUGUUUCUGGUUUCUCGGAUGCUUUCAUGUUGUUUUUUUUCCUCACUUAUUCUCAGUUAUCGGCAGUUUUAUUGUCUGCACCACUCUUAAUUCAGUGGUUUCCUUUUCCUGUAUCGUGUUUGACAUUGUACUGGUGGUGAGAUAAAACAAAUAUGGAUGAAUGAAUGAAAGAAAAAACAAUAAAAUACAUGUGGGGAGUCAUCGGCAGCCUUUAACGGGAUGUUUUGCACUAAGUAUAGAGUGUUCAAGCUUCAUAUUAAAAAAACUUUGCGCUACAUUACAGUGAAAUUUGUUACUUUAUUUGUAAAAACUUAAUAAAUAAAAGUUGUUUUAAAUGAA
Messenger RNA from Pseudoliparis swirei, 14174 nucleotides. It is a transcript of the gene wnk1b, whose product is annotated as WNK lysine deficient protein kinase 1b. Gene Ontology annotation, biological process: intracellular signal transduction; protein phosphorylation; monoatomic ion homeostasis. NCBI's taxonomy places the organism in Eukaryota, Metazoa, Chordata, Actinopteri, Perciformes, Liparidae. Gene Ontology annotation, molecular function: chloride channel inhibitor activity; protein serine/threonine kinase activity; potassium channel inhibitor activity. Gene Ontology annotation, cellular component: cytoplasm; cytosol. The transcript has 38 exons. Bases 1248 to 9383 code for a protein of 2711 amino acids. The record is from RefSeq and is a predicted model, not a curated record.